Messenger RNA from Colletotrichum phormii, 618 nucleotides. RefSeq lists its product as uncharacterized. The record is from RefSeq and is a predicted model, not a curated record. NCBI's taxonomy places the organism in Eukaryota, Fungi, Ascomycota, Sordariomycetes, Glomerellales, Glomerellaceae. Bases 40 to 255 code for a protein of 71 amino acids. The transcript has a single exon.
ACCACCUUACAUUAGCGGCCAGGCCAACAACAACACUCCAUGCAUUCCCCAGCUCUUUGCGCGCACGUAUCCGCAACGCAUGCUUUUUGGCUGUUGUUGUCAUUUGCUCCAAAGCAAGGAACGUACCUGCUUAGAUGCCUCGAGUGUCUCAUACUCGUCAGUCCCGACUUUCCCAUUGCUAACCCCGUGUGGCCCCCAAAUACAUGCAGGGUAUAUCUCUCUGCUAAGGGUCUAGAAUAUGUCACAGAUAUAUAGAAACGACAAGAGUUUGGUCAAUAAACAACAUUGCGGGUAGGACGAAAAUCCGUACCGAGUAUACUAGAUGACGGAUAAUCGCGGCGUCAAUCUCGAACCCCGAACCUGGAUGCAGACCAACUCCUACGGCGAUUCUCCGGUGCAUCUUGCCUACCACCUAUGAUCUCCCUUUCUCGGCGCAAUGUGCGCGAGUUUCGUCGGUUUGAAGUUGGUGGAGCAUAUCCAUUUCGCCGAUGAUCUUCAUCAAGAACCCUGACCCCUCCUUCAAGGAAUGUCUGCCAAGUGUGAAUCUCGGCGCCAAGAAUGUAUUCUCUGGAGGCGACGAGGUAGCAACAUCACCAAAGUCACGUGCAGAUCAUGUAG